CUCAUAUUCGGACAUUUUAGUUUAGUUGUUCAUUUACAUACAAUUAGUAUAGGUGGAGUUUUCAACGGUUAUGGAGUGGACUUUUUCCGUACCAUAUAAUUAAACUAUUGAAUUUUAUUCAUCAUACUCAUAUAAAACAAAUUAACAUAUUCAUUAUAAUUUAAUUACAUAAUUUUCAUACUAUUAGUUAGUAGCCCAUAUCUAUUUGCAUAAUAUUUCAACCUUAUAUACAAAAAUUAUUCCUGCACUUGAUUCUUGAUUAUAAUCAUUAAAUCUUUUUGGUAACUUUUCCCCCUUUGCUACCCUCCAUGACGGAUAUUGAUCAACCCUAUGAGGAUCCAAUUUUAAAAUUAACUCAUGAUCCAAAUUUAAAUAGAGAUAAAGAAAAAUCUAAUCUACUAACUUUACUAAUAAAUCAAUUUCCUUUAACUGAACGGAAAAUUAGUAGAUUAUGUCAAACAAGUGUUACAAUUUUACAAACUCUUGAAAAAUCAAAUUUAAUAUUUAAAAGUUGGGAAUUCUUAUCAUUAGAUUUUAGUAGUAAUGAUCAUUUUAAUCAUAAAGAUUUUAAAAUAAAAGAAUUUAAUUAUGGAAUUGCUGAUAAAGUUAUUAAUAAAUGUCAAGAAUUAAAUAUUAAAAUUAUGAAAAUAUCUUUAGAUAUUGAUCAUAUAACAAAAAGUUCAAAAACUUUAUCACCAAUUGAAUAUAUAUCUGAUAGUGGAACUUUAUUAACUUCAUUAUUAUUAAGAUGUAUAAAAUUAAAAAAUGAUAUAAGUUCAAAUUUAUCAACUUCAUAUCUGAAGGCAAGAUUAAUAUGUAUUGGUAAAGAACUUGAAACUUUAUUAUCUAGUAAUAAUGAUUCAAAAGAUGAUAAAACUUUAGAAUCUUAUAAAUCAUUUAUUAUUAGUUUAUUAAAACAAUUAAAUAAUGCUAUAGAUAAUAAUGAUAAUGAAGCAAAAUAUGAAUGUUUAGAAGUUAUAAAUGAUUUAGAACAAAUGUUUGAAGCUUAUAAACUUGAUAAAAUGAAAGAUUCUAUAAUUAAACAACAUCAACAACAACAUCAUGAAAAGGAUUUAUUACAAAUAAAACAUCAAGCUCAUGCUCAUGCUCAUGCUCAUACUCCAAGUUCACGACAAUCUGAUGAAGAUGAAGUGUUUUAUGAAGAUGAUGAUCUUUAUUCAGAAUUUGGUGGUAGUUCAAUGUAUACAUCAACAGUAUCACAAGCUCCAAUGGUUCAUUCAAUUACAAAACAUCAUAAUCAUGAAACAGAUGCUAGUACAGUAUCUUCUCCUCGUAGACGGGGAUCAUUUUCAUCCAUGUCUACUUCAGCAGCUCUUCAAAAAUCAACUAUUACUGAAGAAUUACCAUACUUAAUGUCGGCCUUUAAUUCAGCAAAAACUAUUGAAGAAGAUGUUAUACAUUUUAAAGAAAAGGGUAAAGAUGAAGAAUUAAAACAUCAUUCAACUAUACGAUCACCUUCAACCACCAGUACCAGCACCAGCACCAGCACCACCACCAAUUCUCAUAAAAAGGAAGAAAUUAAAAGUAAUUCUAAUUCAAAAUCAAACAUUAAGCAUAAACCAAUUUUCUCACAUAAGGCCAAUUUACCAGAUACUUCUUUGUAUACUCAAAAUACAGUUAUGCCUCAAUUACAAGGAUCAUUAACUUCAGCUUCUUCAUACAUUUAUGCCAAUACUUCAUUAUUAUCAAAAUUAGGAAUUAAACCUCAAGUAAUAACUACUAAUAUGACAAAUAAAGAAUUAACUGAUUCAAGUAAAAGUAAAAGUAAUCCAUUACAAAUAACUUCAGCUUCACAAGAAGAAAUUGAUGAACAUAAUAAAGAAAAUAAAACAAGAUUCAUUACUCCAUUAACUAAGGAGAAUUUGAAUACUCAUACAUUAUUAAAACUUAAUGAUGAAGUAGAUAAUGAAAUUGAUUAAGGGGAUAUUUACUUUUUAUUUACUUUACUUUACUUCAUUUUUAUUUACUUAUUUAUUUAUUUAUUUACUUAC
Molecule: messenger RNA, 2012 nt
Organism: Scheffersomyces amazonensis
Lineage: Eukaryota; Fungi; Ascomycota; Pichiomycetes; Serinales; Debaryomycetaceae
Exons: 1
Coding region: 309-1940 (543 amino acids)
Source: RefSeq, a predicted model, not a curated record